UCGAUUGUAGGCGUCCUGCAUGCAGUUGUCAGCACUGAAAAAUGUAAUCACUGCCCUUCUGCGCACUUUGUUUGACGCGUGACCGAUGUUUAUUAGCGAUUGUAGCGUACGUCAAGGGGUUGUUGUCGAUUGCAUGUCAUUGUUAGCAGCUUUAAUUCGUGACGUAACUAGUUUCAUGUAACGUAGAGUGCUCUACCACUUCUACCUAUUUGCAUGGAUAUUCGUCCUAGAGAUCGGCGCAGAAAUUCUUGAAUGAAGUGACAUAUGAGUAUGAAAGUUCAUGGCAGCUAAUUUGGACGCAAGUAGGUUACUCGUCGGCGACAAUGGAAUUGAAACACAUGUUUUUUACUGAUGAUUAUGGAUAAAGAAAGUUACGGAUGCUAAUGGUACAAAAUUUGUCGCUAUGGCAGCUGACAGUAGCCCCUGUGUGAGUGAGGUGACAUCGGCUAUUAGUAGAAUAAGAAUGGGCAAUAAUUCUGACACGAAAGGUCCGCGUGUGGAGAACGAUGUACCAACACCUUCAUCUUCACCUCAGUCGCCGGAAACACCAGUGCUCGACAUUACAGAAAACCAUGUUGUGGAUUCUUUCAGGUUACGAAUGAUAAACUCUGCAUCAAAUUGCUCCUCACCCAACAGAGAGAAUACAAAAGCUGUAUCAGACAUCCAGAUACCUAUAGUGGGAUAUGAGGUGAUGGAGGAACGUGCACGAUUCACUGUUUAUAAACUUCGAAUUGAAAAUAAGGCUUCUGGUAAUUGCUGGUAUGUGUUUCGUAGAUACACAGACUUUGUGCGGUUGCACUCAAAGUUACGGAGUGAAUUCCCUGAUGUUAAGCUGCAACUACCACGAAAACGAUGGUUUGGGGACAAUUUUGAUCCUACUUUCCUCAGUGAUCGAAUAAAAGGACUGCAGGGCUUUGUUAAUGCCAUAUUGAACCAUCAGGAACUUUGUAGUGCUCAAGCUGUUAAAGACUUUUUCUGUCUUGAUGAACCACCAUCAUAUACAGAAAGCCUUGAAGAGUCCAGGGCAAUAUUUGAAGCUUUGGAGGAAACAAUAUAUCAUUUACGGAGCCAGUUAAGAGAGAAAGAAACUGAACUUACACGAAUGAAGUUCACUUUGGACAUAGAAAUGAAGAAGAAUAACAGAAUGGUCCAGCUAGUAAGGACAGCUGUUGAAAAAUGCACAACUUGUUCUCGAGUGCUACCAGUCCUUGAUGGCCCUAAUUUGACAUCAACACCUGUUAAGGCAGCUGAUAAAACCCCAGUUGGACCACGUGCUGAAAUGCAGACAUCGGCAGGCGAAAGAUCAUCAGCUGGAAGCCAUCGAUAGAAUAUGUUAUGUUUAAAACUUCUUAGUGUGCAGUAUAAAUCGCACAUUUGAUUUGAAGAGUACUUGAGACACUUGUACUUCUGUGAGUACACUUGCUUCUUCAAUUGGUGAUCUGCUUAAAUUAAGCAAGAUUGUGAACUCAAGUUACUUGAUGAUUUAUUGUGUUGACAAUACUUAAAUAUUAUUCUCAGAAAGCAAUUUUUUGCUAACUUACAUGUUUAGGCUGUGUCGUGUUAUGGGUUUGUGUGUGUGUGUGUGUGUGUGUGUGUGUGUGUGUGUGUGUGUGUGUGUGUGUGUAGGGCAGAGGGGGGGCUUAGUCAAUAGCUCUCUUGAGAAGUAUUACCAUGGUGAUUAUUCUCAAAAUUACAUUAUGGUGCUCAUGGUACUUGUGUUGAACCUUGACUUUUUUCAUUUCAUGAAUGCUCCAAUGUAUGUGCUCCACGCAAUGAGCUCAUUAUGAAUUCUUAAAUGUAAAAUGUAAUUAUGACUUAUUAUGAGAAAAAAUCUAAUGUUAUGUUUUAUACAUACAUCUGCUAGUUUUCUUCCAUGUUAAUAUUUGUUUCUGUUUUACUAAAUUGCACUUUGAUUUUGUAUAGUCAGUGUAUUUUCCAGUGUGUAUCACUGAAGGCGACAACUUUCUGUUCAUUAUAAUAAAAAAUUCACACACACACUUUGAGGAUAUAGUCUGCCAGGUCGGUAGAUUACAAUAAGGGGAGUCACAAAUAUCACGUUUUUGUUUAGAAUUUAGUUACACACACCACCAAUAAACAUCACAAAAGUUUUGUUUAAAGCCUGUCUUCUUAUCACUGCCAUGGUGUCAAAUGCUGAGUGGCACAGCAAAAGCACAAAAAAGUGAAGGAUUUUUGUGGCCAAAAAUAGUGUAUAAUACUGUUAGAGCUCAUACUUUCUAUGGAAUCAAAGUUUAUAAAACAAAAUGAUUUAUUUUAUAUACUCGUGUUCUUUUGAAAAUAGUGGUUAAGACUUUGAACUCUACGGUUAAUGUUACAGUGAAAAUGAUGCUAUAAACAAUAUAGAACUUUGUUUGGGGCCAUAUAUAUUUGUAUCUACACCUGAUAACUUUUGUUUGUUGUUGUUUGAAAGUAAUAGCUACUGAGUACUGUAUGUUCUGAAGAUAAUUAUAAUACUAACGGUCCUAUGAUCAUCUGUUACGUGGUGCAGGAAAGCUGCAUUUUUCUGUGAUGCAAAAGGUUGUUAAUGUUCUGAAAGUUAUCAGCUGUAUUGAUGGUAAUGCAAAGUCUAAGCAGGAAAUACAAUUUUAUGAUGUUCUUACGCCAAUGUAGGUUAUCCUUUGUGUAAAAUCAACAUAAUGCAUUGAUUAUUCUAUGUAUCAUACAUGAAUUAAUGUUAUGUGUGAAAAAGUAAUUUUUCAGAAUGAAAUCAAAAGAGCAGAAAUAAAAUUUCAGGUAUCAGAAUGUUGGAGCUGAUAUUGAAACGUUGCUUUAUGAUAAGUUGAAGUUAAUACUUCAAUCAUUUUGCUUGAAGAAAGCAUUUGAUUUGUAGGUUGCUGUGUGUGUUUGUGUGUGUGUGUGUGUGAGAGAGAGAGAGAGAGAGAGAGAGAGAGAGAGAGAGAGAGAGGCUGAUAAAGAUGUCGGACUGCAACAUAUUCAGCAACAAAAAUAAAUGUUGGUCUAUGUUUGAAAAUGGUGACCUACUUGUAUAAUUAAUUUUUAAAAAUCGUGACAUCACAUUUGUUCAAUAUAAUCUGUCAAAUUCAUCUUUUGUUUAUCAUCAUAAAAACCUUUUGCUAUGUAAUUUUUGUUAUGGUCUGAUCUGUUAUGUCACCUAGUCUUCCAUUUCCAGUGUAUCUUCCAAACUGAAACAUUCUUUUGUCUGAACAUCAAGUUGUUCAGAUAAUUGAGUCUAAAGCAGUGUAUGCAAUGACUUUUUUGAACUAAUGAUUAGCAGCAUCACAUGAUAUGUUUUUUAUUUGUUGAUGACUUUCUCUCAAGUUGGCUGUUGUGAUUACUGUAUUAGAAAGCUCAAAAUUUUAUGUACAAAUAAUAUAAGAAAUUAUAUGCAAAGUUAAUGUAUGGAUGUGAUUCAGUCGUAGUAAUGGUGCUGUUGCUGUAUUAUGUUUUUUGUUUUACACGUGUAAUAAAUUUCAUGCUCUAAAAGUAGACUUCCAUUAUUGAACACACCAUUUGGAUAAGAAUGUGAGUUAUCGGCAGAA
Molecule: messenger RNA, 3518 nt
Organism: Schistocerca americana (American grasshopper)
Lineage: Eukaryota; Metazoa; Arthropoda; Insecta; Orthoptera; Acrididae
Gene: Snx16
Product: sorting nexin-16
Exons: 7
Coding region: 404-1327 (307 amino acids)
Biological process (GO): early endosome to late endosome transport; protein targeting to lysosome; endosome to lysosome transport
Cellular component (GO): early endosome; late endosome; extrinsic component of endosome membrane
Molecular function (GO): phosphatidylinositol binding
Source: RefSeq, a predicted model, not a curated record